Messenger RNA from Aaosphaeria arxii CBS 175.79, 775 nucleotides. RefSeq lists its product as uncharacterized. NCBI's taxonomy places the organism in Eukaryota, Fungi, Ascomycota, Dothideomycetes, Pleosporales. The transcript has 2 exons. The coding region runs from base 151 to 639 and encodes 162 amino acids. The record is from RefSeq and is a predicted model, not a curated record.
AUACCUUUCGUACGUAUGAACAGACGAAUAGGAUAAUAGCCGACUGCGCGCCUACCUACUUGUACAGGCUACAGAUCACAGGUCUACUCUGUACGAUUCGCCCGAAGAGGCGUCCAGAGUCCAGACGUCCGCGCAUCGAACAUGCGGUAGAUGCAGGAGAUUGUUGGGUUGGAUCGCCUACUGAAGCCUGCGUCCAACCUCCACCCGUUGCAAGUAUUGUGCACGGUAGGUGCAUGUACAGCAGGUGUACCGUGUAUGCCUCAACAUCCUUCCCGCCAGCCGAUUUCCCCGCCGCCCGUCUCGAAUUCGUUUGCUGUAUCCCUGCAAAUAUCGGGUGGUAAGCCAGUUGAACCAGUACAUGGAGGACCCAGGAGGGACCCAGGAGCGGUUGGCAUGACCGGCUUAUACACCGACGUUCCGUUGGCUGCGGCCCGCUGCAGCUUGGGGCAAAAAGGGCGGUCUAGUACAGACAAUCUCGUACGUUAUGCGGUGGUAAUUACGUGCCAAGUAGGCGUAUUGGUAGGUAGUGCAAUUGUCCAAUUGCUGACGCUACCUGAGUUGCUCGUGCUAGACAAUGUCAGUACACGGUCCAGCACAUACUACCUACUGUGUACAAGUGCGUGCAUAGUCAGAAUAUAAUUUACAUAGCCACCUGGUCCCUACACAGUAGGUAAGGUCUCCAAAGGUUGCAGAGGCAAGCAUCGCUAGUCUGGGUGCGCUCUACUUACAAGUUACAACAAGUACUUAGCGUAGCAUUCGCUAGACAAGGCCAGGC